Molecule: messenger RNA, 1005 nt
Organism: Propithecus coquereli (Coquerel's sifaka)
Lineage: Eukaryota; Metazoa; Chordata; Mammalia; Primates; Indriidae
Gene: HAVCR1
Product: hepatitis A virus cellular receptor 1
Exons: 8
Coding region: 37-939 (300 amino acids)
Biological process (GO): phagocytosis, engulfment; positive regulation of mast cell activation
Cellular component (GO): cell surface
Molecular function (GO): virus receptor activity; phosphatidylserine binding
Source: RefSeq, a predicted model, not a curated record
GUGUGUCUGCUCAUUUUCCUUCAGGCUGACCCCAAAAUGCACUCUCCUCUGGUCAUCGUAAGCCUCAUACUACUUCUAACAGAUGCUGUAGUUGCUAAUGUACAAGUGAGAGGAGUGGCGGGUCAGGCUGUCACACUGCCCUGCAACUACUCGGUGGCUAACAGAGCAGUCACGUCCAUGUGCUGGGGCCGAGGGGCAUGUCGUGUAUUUAGAUGCUCAAAUGAAAUUAUCUGGACCGAUGGGUCCCGUGUCACCUUUCAGAAGCACAAUCGUUACAAGCUAAGAGGGGACCUUUUGAAAGGGAAUGUCUCUUUGACCAUAGAGAAUGCAACUGAGGCUGACAGUGGCUUGUAUUGUUGCCGUGUUGAGCACAGGGGGUGGUUCAAUGACAUGAAAGUCACCCUAUCAUUGGAGAUUAAACCAGCCAUAGCCACGAGUGUUCCAACGUCACCAAGCGUCUCUACCUCUGCUCCUCCAAUACCGUCACCCACACAGACCCACAAGCCAGUACCUACAUCACAUUCUCCAGCUCAGCCAUCGGAAACCCAGCCUACAACACCGCAGGAAACAAGGACACAGGCCACCAGUUCACUAUUUUACUCUUACACAACAGAUGGGAAUGGCACCAUGACACAGUCUUCAGAUGGCCUUUGGCUUGACAAUCAAACUCAAGUGUCCCCAACAGAAAAUAUGUGGAUGAGCACCGCCACUAAUGAGGGACUCUAUGUUGGAAUCUCCCUUUCUGCCUUGAUGCUGCUUGCUGUUUUGGUUGUUAUCAUCACUAAAAGGUGUUCCUACAUCAAACAGAAGAUGCCACAACUAAUUAUGGUUUCGCUGAAUGACUCUAAAAUUGAAGCUUUGCAACAUGCAGCUGAAAGGCGAUGCCCAGCGGAAGACAAUAUCUACAUUAUUAACGAUAAUCUUUAUGUCACGGAUUAAGACCCAGUGGUGCUCUUUGAGGUUUUAUGCCCAUGACUGCAGAAGACUGUGACCAGAUAUCACCAU